GUGUAAAAAAGCCAAGAUGGCUUCUCGUUUGAAGGUCCUCAGAGUGUUUAAAGAACUACAUAGAACCAGAAUGGAUGUGUUCAAAGAAGAUGACAGAGCAUUGACAGCUGCAAGACUCAAGAUUAAUGAUGAAUUCAGGAAGAACAAAAAUGAGACCGUGGAGGAAAAUAUUAAUCAGAUGAUUAAAAUGGCGGCUGGAGUUGAAGCGUUUCUUCGUCAAGAUGUCGUUCAAGCUGAGCAUGUAGCUGAAGAUAAGAUUCGACUCCGACCUCGAGAGAGCCUUCUUCUGGAAAAUGUUCCCUACUGCGAUACGCCCAGAAAUGUGCCAUCUUCCAAGAGUGCACCAAAACAAAGUUGCGUUGAUGAAACAAUUGCAUGAUGUGAAUGACCAGUAAUAAUAGCUGAAUACUUUCUUUCUCACCCAUUGAGAUGAAUCAAGACAAGCGUAUUUCCUGACAGCAAACAUGAAACAUGCAGUGUGUAGUUUUAUGUCAGGGUUUUGGUUUGUCAUGUGAUUAGCUGUAGAAUGUGUAGAACGGGAAUGUGCAUUGAAAAUACAUGUAUAUACUUUUGUUUGCUGCUGUGUAUUUUGAAUUAUUGAUAAAGGAAUACUUUAACUGACUGACACAAAAAUAUAAGGUGAGUGUUAAACUGUAUGAACACCAGAUGGCAAUGCUGUUCUUUUGUUCCGAACCAAAAUUAGCAAUGUAUUGGAGAGAUUGGAGAGAGCACAAUAUUAAUUAUGAAACCUGUUAUAUUUAAGGUCAAUUUGAAAUGUACACAUUUGCAGAUGAAUGCUGAAUUGCAGCAUACAUAGGCCUACUUAAUAAAUACCCUAU
Messenger RNA from Esox lucius (northern pike), 839 nucleotides. RefSeq names its product LYR motif containing 7 (gene lyrm7). Lineage: Eukaryota; Metazoa; Chordata; Actinopteri; Esociformes; Esocidae. The record is from RefSeq and is marked provisional. Gene Ontology annotation, biological process: mitochondrial respiratory chain complex III assembly.